UGGUAUCCAGAGAAAACUUCACACCUUUUAUCAUGGUGCUUGAAGAAACCCGAAACGGACGCCAAAACAAGUUUUCAAUUUUAUUUGAGUUCACCCAUAGAUCCGACAAAACGUAAAACAUAACUUCCUUUUAAUUUCUUUCGUCUUCCCGUUCUGCUUUCAGCCAUUAACGACCAGUCGAAGCUGAAUCUGUGGUGCAGUGUUUAAGAAGCAAAAUUCGCAUAUAAAAAAAUCCACGAAAGGGAUACUGGUUUUACCAGAGAGCACAUGGAAAACAUGGAUGAUUCAACAUUGGCCAGAGAAUCAGACCUUAACUUUGCAGUUGAUAACAUAGAAAAGGCUUAUCGUUAUGCUGAUGAAAAGAGAUUUGAAAGAAGGGAUUGUUUCAAUGAGGAUCUGAACCAACAUGAGCAACAGAGUCCCCCCUCAAUCCAUGCAGAUGUAGAUUUCAAAUAUGAAAUUUCAGAAUCUCUUCCAGAAAAAUCUUACCCUGUCCCAACUGAAUCUGAUCAAGACAGUGCUAUUGAAACAAAAUUUGUCCAUGAGCAAGAGAGGACUGAGUCUCCAUUCAAGGACAAUAACCAUUACCAAGGUGAGAUGGAUCAGUUGCAUGGCAGUAAUUUUCUUAACCCAUCCUCUCAAUCUAAGUCGCAAACUUUCCAUAAUGAAAUGGGAACUGAAGAUUCUGCUCAUUCACAGGACUCUCCUCUGACAGAACGUGCAAACCAGGGAGUGGGAGAGGAUGAUUCUAACGUGGGUAUGCCUACUGCUGUACCUCCUGCUGGAAGAGCGAAAAUGAUUUAUUCCGAGAGGUCACAAUAUGAAUCAGUUAAGUCUUCCAUUCAUGAAGUUGAAAGGGAAGCUAGUGAUCAAUGGAAAGAGCAAUUGUUAUCAUCUCCUAAGUUGCACAGGUGGGAUAAUGAAAAUCAGAAAGAUGAGUCGCCAGGUCAGAACAAUAACCCAGGCAUCGGCAGUUCUGAUAUUCAAUCUCUCGGAAGAAUCAUCAGAGGAUCAAUAUCUCCUAGAAUAAAAAGACAAAUGUCACUUUCACCUGAAGACUCUCCUUCAUCAUGCCACUCGCCCAAUAACCAUGAGCAUUUGCCUUCUCAUCAAGGUUCUCAAGACCAGUCACUUGCACCAAGAUCACAUAGCCAGCAUAUUUCUUCACCUGAUCAUUAUCUCCCGCCUACACAGGGCAUUCUACAAUUUUCCCACCCUAGGGAUGGUUCUGCUCUGAAGCACAUACCUGCAUCUCCAAGGUUGCAUGGGUCACCCCCAAGGUCGCAUGGCUCACCCCCAAUGUCGUAUCGCUCACCCCCAAGGUCCCAUCGCUCACCCCAAAGGUCCCAUCGCUCACCUCCAAGGUCCCAUCGCUCACCCCCAAGGUCCCAUCAUUCACAAUCAAAUUAUGGGAGAAGGGACAGAUUGGAGUCACGAUCACCCAUUCGGCAUAGAGAUUCUUAUGGUUACCAGAGGGCAUAUCGUGAGAGAUCUCGAUCAAGGUCCCCAUGUUCAAGAGCUCAUCAUAGAUCGACAAGGGGAAGGCAUUCUCCAAUGCAAAGGUCCCCUUCUCCAGAGAAUCAUUCUCGUCACCAAUCUCCUAGAAGGAAACCAUGGUCACCACCGCCUAAUAGGAAAACUGGAUUAGGGAAACCUGGAAGAAAUUUAUUUGUUGCAGGUUUUAGCUUUUUGACUACAGAGAGAGAUCUGGAAAGGAAGUUUUCUAGGUAUGGCCGAGUACGAGAUGUUCGUAUUGUUAGAGACAAAAGGUCUGGAGAUUCACGUGGAUUCGGAUUCUUGACCUUGGAAAGGGAUGUAGAUGCCGAUGCAGCAAUCAGAGCUCUAGAUGAGACUGAGUGGAAUGGUCGGAUUAUUCUUGUGGAGAAAUCCAAAACUUGAGAGGGCAUGAAACUCAGCUUUAUCACAGCUCUUUUCAGUUGGUUAAUUUUCCUUUUUGAAGUCAGUUCUGCCCAUCACAAUGUUCUUCAAAAUUUAUCACACAUCAAAUACACCUCAGAAAAAAAAAA
This is a messenger RNA of Prunus mume (Japanese apricot), 2027 nucleotides long. RefSeq lists its product as uncharacterized. Gene Ontology annotation, molecular function: RNA binding. The record is from RefSeq and is a predicted model, not a curated record. Lineage: Eukaryota; Viridiplantae; Streptophyta; Magnoliopsida; Rosales; Rosaceae.